AUGGGGUUACAGACACGCUCGGCAAUGGCGCAGAGCCUUGAUUCCAGGCCGACCGUGGAAGAUUUUCGUGAAGACAGCUCAUGGGUGAAGCUGGCCAAAUCCCACUGGCUAGACACAUCGAAGGUCCGCAAAGUCAAGCAGGAUGUCAUCAAGAAGGAUAUAUGGGAUCCUUUGGAGGCUGAGGGAUUCAACCUUCGAUCGCUCUUGACGCUAGAGAAUCUCAACAUUUUGGAAAAGUUCCUUUGGCCGACAUACACGGAAGAUGCAUCCAAUUACCAUGUGAUGUUGAUAGCAUUGAUUGUAAGCAUCAAGCAACGGGAGCAUCUACCAAUAUGGGGAAUCUUUUCCGACCGAUCGGAUGAAUUCUCGAACCUCUUUCAUCGGAUUCUUUCCAUGAGUAUCGACAAUUCGCUCGCUACUUCUUCCCGAUUAUCCAUAAUUUCCUUUAUCAUAAGCGGAUUUCAAUCCCUUGAGAACGUCUUGAUCCGGAAAGAAUGUGCACCUCUCGUUUCCAUCUCAAUCUGGCACAAUCUUGCAAGCGACGAAACAAGAGAGCGGAUACUUGUGAAGGGCCCAACAUUGAAGAAGGCAUGGAGGGCCGCCGGAAAACGAUAUGACGCAGGAGACGAGGCGGCCAAGGCCAAGAUGCGGUUUGAACGGUCAUGGCUGUAUACUAUGCUUCUUGACUUCAUGCGGAAGUUAAAUGGGCCGGAGAAAGACCAAGUCGACAAUCUGCGGUAUUGCGAACGGUUCCUUGAACUGCUGGUUGACUUGGAAAGCCAGCUUCCCACCAGACGCUACGUCAACACAUUGAUAAAGGAUCUCAACCUUUUGCCCGUGAUUCGACUCUCUCAAUUGUAUCGCUCUCCCGAGAAUGCACUCUUCCGCGACUUCUAUAACCUUCUGAAGCAUUUCUCCAACUUUGCGAUCAAUGAUUAUACCGGUGAAGCGCUUUCUCCUCAAGCGGUGUACGAAAUUCAUUGUCAGGAACUUGCACAUCUGCAGCGAACUUCGAUGAAACACUACAAGGACAAGUUGAUGAUCUUGGCACUCUCAAACUACGGCUCGAUCGAGCAACGCUCAGAAUUGGAAGGGCAAUUGUCUUCUUUGGAGGAAUCUGAGCUUCAAAACCUGUGUUCUCACCUUGGAUUCAGAACAAACUACCCAAAGCAGUCUCAGGUCACUCCGGAUCGGCAUCUGUAUCUGGAAGUACUCUUAUCAUUCUACGAGCGGAGACUCUCUUUCCAAGAGGCUGCAUCGCAUCUGAGCAUUGUCCCUACGGAGGAAAAUCUUUAUGACCCUGCAUUGUUGCGAAAUGAAACAUAUGAUGGAUCAAGGCCGCUUGCAAUCCCGAAAUUGAAUCUCCAAUAUCUGACUCUUGGUGAUUUUCUCUGGCGCUCAUUUUUGCUGUACCGCUCUGAAGCAUUUUUCCAGAUUCGUAAAGAUAUGGAAUCGGUUGUUAAGCGAAUGCAGCCACGAGGAAGUCGAGAUGGCAAGACUCUGACCUUUGAAGGUUUCUCCCGAAUGGCUAUUCCAAUCUCCAAGCCCGCCAUCAUUGAAGUCGCACCACCAAAAGUCGGCUCAGCAAAGCCAGCUUUCGUAAGGGCCGAGAUAGCUAUCGAAGUGGGAAGAUUGGCAGAUCACAUUCGAAGGGAAUGGGAGUCCUUACGCCCUGAUGAUGUUGUCUAUCUCUUGACUGUACAGCAGCCUGGUACCUCAACAAAACUUGGGCAUCAAGAUUCUAGUUCAACAGAGACUCCUACUUUAACGCAUCUUAGGACUGCAGAAGUUGUACAAGUACUUGAUGAACAAGGUCGCCCACUACGCGAGCCUGCCUCGGGCGAGACGAACGGCUAUAGGUCUAGGCCGCGCAUCAGAAGAUUAUUGCUCAACCUAGACUCGGCCGCUUUCAAGGCAGAUAAAGAUCGAAGCUUGCAGGGCAAGCAGGACAUCUACCCGUUGAUAAAUGUGAUUGCGAGAAGGAAAGGCAGAGAAAAUAACUUCAAGUCUAUCCUUGAAACUAUGCAGAGACUCAUCGUCUCUGACAUUGCCCUUCCCUCGUGGAUUCAGGAUAUCUUCUUGGGAUAUGGUGACCCCUCAGGCGCUCGGUAUACAGAACUGCCAAAUAGGCUCAAAUCAGUUGACUUCCGAGAUACCUUCUUAGAUUGGCAGCACUUAGUGGAGAGUUUCCCUGGGUCUACCAUUGAGCCUUCAGGAAAUGCUGAUUCGAGUUUCGGGCGUCCAUAUGUGCUUGAAUAUGUUGAUAAUGAACAGAAAGCACCGCCUACAACUCAAUCUAAAAAACGGCGAAGAGAUCAGGUUGAGAAGGUGCAGCAAGGACCCAGCUCGCUGCAUGUGUCAACCUACAAACCGCCAAACCCAGGACCUUAUCCAGUGGAUGCCCCAAAACUUAAUACUGUCCGCUUCACUCCAGCUCAGGUGGAGGCCAUCGCGUCCGGAACGCAACCCGGGUUAACCGUAGUCGUUGGGCCCCCAGGCACAGGAAAGACUGAUGUUGCAACUCAGAUCAUCAACAAUAUAUACCACAACUUCCCAAAUGAGCGCACACUGCUUAUUGCCCACAGUAACCAGGCUCUGAAUCAACUUUUCCAAAAGAUCGUCGCUUUGGAUAUUGACGAACGCCACCUUUUGCGACUUGGUCACGGUGAAGAGGAAUUGGAAACUGAGUCAAACUACAGCAAGCACGGCCGAGUUGAAUCAUUCCUUGACAAUCGUAACCAGUUCCUUUCAGAAGUCAUGCGGUUAGCGGCAUCAAUUGGGGCGCAGGGUGCACACGGAAACUCAUGCGAGACCGCUGGAUAUUUCAACACGGUUUAUAUCCAGCCUGCGUGGGCGAAGUUCUGGGACCAAGCUCGCGCUGAAAAUGCUUCUAACGAAGAUAUCAUUGCGGCUUUUCCAUUUCACUCUUAUUUCGCAAACGCGCCUCAGCCCAUAUUUGAUUCUGCAGCACCUAAAGAAACAGUUCUGGAUAUAGCAGAGGGUUGCCAAAGACAUGUUGAGAAAAUCUUUUCUGAACUGGAAGAUAUUCGUCCAUUCGAAAUUCUGAGACUACCUCGAGACAAGGCAAACUACCUUCUCGUGAAAGAGGCCAGACUAAUUGCAAUGACAUCGACACAUGCCGCGAUGCGCCGCCAGGAAAUUGCUGAUCUUGGUUUUCAUUAUGAUAACGUGGUGAUGGAAGAAGCAGCACAGAUUACAGAAAUCGAAAGCUUCAUUCCAUCUGCUCUUCAAAACAUGAAGAACGGUGCACUACCUCUGAAACGGGUGGUUCUCUGCGGAGACCACCUUCAGAACUCCCCUAUUAUCCAGAAUCUUGCUUUCCGACAAUACGCUCACUUCGAGCAAAGCCUUUUCCUUCGCCUGGUGAGAUUGGGCGUUCCUGUCAUCACGCUUGACCAGCAAGGGCGAUCAAGGCCCAGCAUCGCAGAACUCUUCAGGUGGCGUUAUAAGCAGCUUGGAGAUUUGCCGGCGGUGCAAUCGGCCCAGGAAUUCAGGCAGGCCAAUUCCGGUUUCCAAUUCGACUACCAGUUCAUCAAUGUCCCCGACUAUCAAGGCGUGGGCGAGAGAGAGCCUACCCCUCACUUUAUCCAAAAUCUGGGUGAGGCGGAAUAUACUGUUGCUCUGUACCAGUAUAUGCGACUUCUUGGCUACCCGGCAUCGAAGGUAUCCAUUCUUGCGACCUACGCGGGACAAAUGACGUUGAUUAAGGAUGUUUUGAAUCACCGCUGUGCCAAGAAUGCAUUGUUCGGCAUGCCCAAGAUCGUGACGACAGUGGAUAAGUACCAAGGCGAACAAAAUGACUAUGUCCUUCUUUCGCUCACACGAACCCGCACAGUCGGCUACUUGCGCGAUGUCCGUCGUCUUACUGUUGCACUUUCCCGCGCCCGUCUUGGUCUAUACAUUUUGGGUCGCCGCGUGGUGUUCGAGUCAUGCUAUGAACUUAAGCCUGCAUUUGACCUUCUAUUCCAGCGCCCUGACAAACUCAUGCUUGCUCCUGGCGAGAUGUUCCCAACCACCCGAUCGCUGGACGAUGAGAUCCAAGGCACUCCGAUGGAGGGGGUCGAGCAUCUUGGGCAGUAUGUGUACGAGAUGACCCAAGCCAAGCUCAAGGCUAUGGGUGAGGAGGACAUUGUGGUGGAAGAUGCAAUGAUCGAUGAUGGCGAUGGCGGCCUCGUGGACGAGGAUGAAGACAUGCUUGGAGCUGGCGACGAAGCAGACGGCGAUCCGUUGCACGAGGAUGUACUGUGA
Aspergillus wentii DTO 134E9 is the source of this 4269-nucleotide messenger RNA. Its product is annotated as RNA helicase aquarius. The coding region runs from base 1 to 4269 and encodes 1422 amino acids. The transcript has 4 exons. Gene Ontology annotation, biological process: mRNA splicing, via spliceosome. Gene Ontology annotation, cellular component: catalytic step 2 spliceosome. Gene Ontology annotation, molecular function: mRNA binding; helicase activity. NCBI's taxonomy places the organism in Eukaryota, Fungi, Ascomycota, Eurotiomycetes, Eurotiales, Aspergillaceae. The record is from RefSeq and is a predicted model, not a curated record.